Guillardia theta CCMP2712 is the source of this 1695-nucleotide messenger RNA. RefSeq lists its product as hypothetical. Lineage: Eukaryota; Cryptophyceae; Pyrenomonadales; Geminigeraceae. Bases 1 to 1695 code for a protein of 564 amino acids. The record is from RefSeq and is a predicted model, not a curated record. Gene Ontology annotation, molecular function: oxidoreductase activity, acting on CH-OH group of donors; flavin adenine dinucleotide binding. The transcript is spliced from 14 exons.
AUGCCUUCAGCCAAGUGCGGGAGUGCUGAUGAAGAGGGCCAUGAUGGGAAGGAGGAGAUCGACAAGGCAUGGGAUGAGAACAAGGACCUAGACCUGCAUUGCGACUACCUGGUGGUGGGAGGAGGCUGCUCUUCCUGCAGCCUGGUUGCAUGCCUGGCCGCAGCUGGCAAGAGUGUCGUUGUUGUCGAGGCAGGAGGUGCUGAGCCCUGGGAGCGAAAAGUCGUGGACGACCCGCAAAGUUGGUUCGCUGCUGCGUCGCAUGGUCGACCUGUAUCGAGGCUGUACCGGACUGUUCCUCAACUGGCCGUGCUGUCCAAACUAAUGCCUGCCUUCAGAGGGGAAGGGUUUGGGGGGACGGGAAACGUGAACGCAUGCAUCUGGUGCAGGGGACGGAGGGAGGACUACCAACAGUGGCCAUGGAAGCUUGAGGAUAUCGAGAAGGGUUUCGAAUUCGCGGAGCGCUCCUUGCGCGUGAAACGGGUUCCAGCCAAGGGAAGCGGAGCUGCAAUGUGUGCUAUGAUGCGGGAGAGUGGGUUCAAGACGUGCAAAGAAGAAUUGUGGGCAGAGGACGGAGUGGCCGAAGGUUUGUAUGCGACUGUCCAAGGUGAAGCAGGAACCAGAACAAGUGCAUGGAAAGAGCUUGUGAGCCCAUGGAUUGCCAAAGGAAGAGUGAAAGUCUACCCGCACUGCAACGUGUCAAGAGUAAUCUUCGACCGCAAGAAGGUAGUUCUUUGUGCCGGGGCCUUCGAUAGCCCCAAGAUCCUUCUGCUGUCAGGAAUUGGAGACCCCGAGGAGCUCGAAGAGAAAACCGUUCCUCCUUUGAUCAACAACCCCAACGUCGGAAGGCACCUGCAGGAUCACUUGAUUCUCGUCGCUGCGUUUGCUGCUCGCAAGCCGUUGCGCAGCUGCGACACGAACGACAUCGGGACGCACGGGAUGUGCCAUGUCACUAUCCGACGCGAGUCUCGACGCCGACAUGGGCAGAUCCUGUUCAAAGAUUCCUGGAAUGCGUGGGAAGUUUUACCCGAGCUCUGCUCCGGGAUGGUGCUGGGUCAAAAUAUCGGCAGUGAAGUCAUCAGCAGGGUGGUGCUGAUCGUUUGCAAGCUUGUCUUCUACAUCCCUGGCAUCAAGUGGAUGCUGCGGCAAAGCCUGACUGCAGGGAUCUGCAUGAUGGACCCGAGGAGCAGGGGGAGAGUGAGGUUGAGGAGCAAUGACCCGAGGGACCCGCCGCUGAUCGACCCUCGUUACCUGAGCGAGGAGAGUGACCUUGUCCUCCUGCACGACCUGUGGAGCACCUUCAAGAGCGUCAAGACGAGCCCGUCGGCGAAGGAGUGGAUCUUGGCAGAGCUCUUGCCAGGCGCUCCGCUGAUGUAUGGAGAGAGCAUGAGUUGGUUCAAGUGGUGGGUCAAGCUAGCGUGCUCCUCCUACUUCCAUCCCGUCGGCACUUGUCGCAUGCCGUCGGGGAAGGAGUGGGAGACGAGGCAGAGCAACGAGCUCUCCUCUGUCAGCGUCGUCGAUGCGUUCCUGAGAGUGCAUGGGACCGUCGGUCUGAGGAUAGCGGAUUGCUCCGUCGCUCCUCGCAUCCCUUCAGCGCCUACUCAGGCCAUGGCCUACAUGAUCGGCUACCAGGCCGCCCAGCUGAUGUUGGGCACUCGAACACCCAAAGUAGGGAGAGAAGAAUCAGAAACCCGGUGA